Molecule: messenger RNA, 1243 nt
Organism: Coccomyxa subellipsoidea C-169
Lineage: Eukaryota; Viridiplantae; Chlorophyta; Trebouxiophyceae; Coccomyxaceae
Product: uroporphyrin-III C-m
Exons: 3
Coding region: 1-849 (282 amino acids)
Biological process (GO): siroheme biosynthetic process
Molecular function (GO): uroporphyrin-III C-methyltransferase activity
Source: RefSeq, a predicted model, not a curated record
AUGAGGCAGAUUCAACUCAUUCGUGUGUGUGCCCCAGGGUCAGGGCCUGGUAGCGUGUAUCUGGUGGGCACCGGUCCUGGUGAUCCAUUGUUGCUAACACUGCGGGCUGUUCAGCUGAUGCAGAGCGCAGAUGUCGUUCUGUAUGACCGGCUUGUGUCUCACGACAUCCUGCGGCUUGUACAUGCGGGAGCCAACAUGAUCUAUGUGGGAAAGGAGGCAGGGCUGCACACUCGGUCACAGGACGAGAUUCAUGCCCUGCUUUGCCAAUUUGCGGAGAAGGGAUCCACAGUUCUGAGGCUGAAAGGUGGAGAUCCCUUCAUCUUUGGGCGAGGGGGUGAGGAGGCAGAGUACCUGCGUGAUCGUGGAAUAGCAGUGCACUGCGUGCCAGGGAUCACUGCUGCCUCUGGCAUCUGUGCCGACCUGGGCAUACCAAUGACGCACAGAGGCCUUGCCACCAGCGUCCGCUUCCUCACGGGCCACUCGAGGGAGGGCGGCGAAGAGGAGCUGGACGCCUCAAUGGACACCAUCACAGACGCGCACACAACCCUGGUCGUGUACAUGGGCUUGGGCACCCUGCCAAAGCUGGCGCAGCAGCUGCAGACGGCGGGGUGUGACUCUGGCAUGCCCGCUGUUGCCAUAGAGCGGGGUACCACACCAGAGCAGCGCACCGUCUUUGCGCCCUUGAGCAUGCUCGCCGCAGAUGUGGCCGCUGCCCGGCUGAAGUCACCCACGCUCAUCGUCAUUGGUGAAGUGGUUGCCCUCUCGCCUGGUUGGGCCCUACAGAGGUCCAGUGGAAGCAUGCUUGGCUUGGAACAUAGCCCAAAGUCAAUGCUUGCUGUGGAAGCUUAAAAGUUCAUCAAAUGCGCUGAGAUAUAAGGAUUAUGAACGAGUGGUGAGAUUGAUUCGAGCCACAUUUCAUGAUUUGUAUCACGCCUUGUUGUACAGGCCCUUCCGGGCAAUGUACUGUUUUCGUAAAGUUUUCACGAGACGCCUGCAGCGGGAGGUCCUCUGAGAAGUAUUUGUUUCAGUCAUGUUGUUCAAGUGGUGUCCGUGUAGCUGUCACAGUUAUGGUGAUUGGUUCAGCAUUUGGGAUCUCUGUUGUGUCUGAGACUCUGGCAGAAGAGUCUUGCAAACAAAGAGAAGAGAGACGCAAACUCUCUUCUAGAAAUGAAGGCAUCGCGGGCGCCAGUAUUGGAGAAAGGGCUGCAUCAAAACGUUGUUAAAUUUAAUAUUACAAUUGGAU